CAGUCGCCACCCAUCACACCCAUGUCCCAUCCGACUCUGAUCUCGAUCUGAUACUCGAUUCGCGCCGGCGGCGUGUUUUUCUUUUAUUUUAUUUAUAAGGAAGACGACGCCGCGUGCGCCGCGGUCCAGCACCAGCAGCAGCCAGGCGACCUCUCCUCUCUCUCUCUUGACGCCGCAGCAGUCGUCGCCUCGCGGACGGCGGACCAGGAGGCGGCGGCGGCGUCAAUGGGGCACCCCUACGCGCCGGCGGAGCUGCAGCUGCCGGGCUUCGUGCCGCUGCAGCUGUCGCAGGGCCAGAUCCUCGCGCCCUACCUGGGCACCUCGCUGUUCGUCCUCGUCGCCAUCUGGCUCAUCUCCGGGAGAUGCCGGGGACUAUCCAAGACCGACCGUCUGCUCAUGUGCUGGUGGGCGUUCACCGGCCUCACUCACAUCGUCAUCGAGGGGACCUUCGUCUUCGCCCCCGGGUUCUUCAAGAACGAGAACCCCAGCUACUUCGACGAACUUUGGAAAGAGUACAGCAAAGGGGAUUCCAGAUAUGUCGCCAGAGACACCGCAACCGUCACAGUUGAAGGGAUAACAGCUGUGUUGGAAGGCCCUGCAUCUCUGCUUGCAGUUUAUGCCAUUGCAUCCCGCAAGUCCUACAGCCAUAUUCUCCAGUUCACUGUCUGCUUGGGCCAGCUCUACGGGUGCUUGGUUUACUUCAUCACCGCAUACUUGGAUGGCUUCAACUUCUGGGUCAGUCCAUUCUACUUCUGGGCAUAUUUCAUUGGCGCGAACAGUUUCUGGACUUGGAUACCAACGCUCAUCGCCAUGAGGAGUUGGAAGAAGAUUUGUGCAGCAAUUCGAGCAGAAAAGGUGAAGACUAAGUAAUGCUACAUUAGCCACGGUUUGGCUGGAACUAAAACGAACUGUCAUGUGGCCAAAUAAUUUGUUGCCGGUACCAGGACUGUUGUGUUUUUGUUUAAAGUCUCCUUGUAAACCUCAUUGUCUUGGCAACUGUGGUCUUUUUCUCCAUUCAAGAGCCUAUCUCUUUCAGAAAACAGACUUUAUGCGCAAAUGGUUCUGCAUAUAUGACUGUAACGCAAGCAUUUGUCAGAUCAA
Molecule: messenger RNA, 1101 nt
Organism: Panicum virgatum (switchgrass)
Lineage: Eukaryota; Viridiplantae; Streptophyta; Magnoliopsida; Poales; Poaceae
Product: probable 3-beta-hydroxysteroid-Delta(8),Delta(7)-isomerase
Exons: 4
Coding region: 226-870 (214 amino acids)
Biological process (GO): sterol biosynthetic process
Cellular component (GO): membrane; endoplasmic reticulum
Molecular function (GO): steroid Delta-isomerase activity; cholestenol delta-isomerase activity; C-8 sterol isomerase activity
Source: RefSeq, a predicted model, not a curated record